Ficedula albicollis (Collared flycatcher) is the source of this 9032-nucleotide messenger RNA. RefSeq names its product matrix-remodelling associated 5 (gene MXRA5). Gene Ontology annotation, cellular component: extracellular region. The coding region runs from base 1 to 8481 and encodes 2826 amino acids. The record is from RefSeq and is a predicted model, not a curated record. Lineage: Eukaryota; Metazoa; Chordata; Aves; Passeriformes; Muscicapidae. The transcript has 6 exons. Gene Ontology annotation, molecular function: protein binding.
AUGGGAGCGCUGUCCGUGGUGCUGCUGCUGGGGCUGGGGCUGCCCCUGGGCGCCCUGGGCUGCCCCCAGCCCUGCGCCUGCUACCUGCCCACCGAGGUGCACUGCACCUUCCGCUCCCUGGCAGCCGUGCCGGCACGCAUCCCCAGACACGUGGAGAGGAUCAACUUCGGGUUCAACAGUAUACAGUCUAUAUAUGAAAACUCCUUUGCAGGGCUUACAAAAUUGGAAUUGCUCAUGAUACAUGGAAAUGACAUUCAGAAUAUUCCUGAUGGUGCUUUGAAAGAUCUUGUGUCUCUACAGGUUUUCAAAAUUAGUUACAACAAAUUGAAAGCCAUAACUGGCCAAACACUCCAAGGACUUUCAAGCUUAAUGAGACUGCACGUGGACCACAACAGAAUUGAGUUUAUUCAUCCAAAUGCUUUUAAUGGUUUAACCUCUCUAAGACUUGUCCACCUAGAAGGAAAUUUGCUCCAGCAGCUUCACCCCAACACCUUUUCAACAUUUAUGGUCCUUGAUUAUUUCAAAUUGUCAACAGUAAGACAUCUCUACCUAUCUGAAAAUGCUCUUAGGACCUUGCCUGCUGGGAUGUUUCAGGGCAUGCCACUGCUGGAAAAUCUUUACCUUCAUGGAAAUCCAUGGGUCUGUGACUGCAGUUUGAAGUGGCUCCUUGAAUGGAAUGAAGUUUCUGGAGGUGUUUUAAAAUGCAAAAAGGACAAAGCCUAUGAAGGGGGACAGCUGUGUGCUAAGUGCAGCAGCCCAAAACAACUGCAGAAAGAAGAUAUUCAAAACUUGAAAGAUAUUUCCUGUAGGAAGCCUGUCAUUCAGUCCUCACUAAGGCAAAAUAGCAGUACUCAGGAUGAGGAAGAUGGUGACAAUUAUGAACUCCCUCUGGAAGAACUUCAGUCGUCAUCAUGGAACAUUGCUCUAAAUAUGACUGAUGAGCAUGGCAAUAUAGUCCACCUGAACUGUGAAAUCAAAAAACCAACAGGUUCUACCAAAAUUCAGUGGAAUCAAAUCCAGACUCAGGAGAUAGAUAUAAAUGCCACAAUUGCACUGGAUUUUGAAUGUCCAAUGAAUCGAGAAAACUAUGAAAAACUAUGGAAGCUUAUAGCUUACUACAGUGAAGUACCUGUCAAAUUAGAGAGGGAACUUAUGCUCAGAAAAGAGCCUAAAAUAAGCUAUCAGUACAGGCAAGGCUCAGAUUAUGAUGCUCUUUAUUACACAGGUGUAAAAGCUCAAAUACUGGCUGAGCCUUCCUGGGUGAUGCAGCCUCUUAUAAAUAUCCAAUUAAACCGUCGCCAGAGUACAGGGAAAAAAGUGGUGCUAUCUUUUUUUACUAUGUUUUCUCAGACAAUUCAUACCAAAACCACUAGGCAGAAGAGAAACUGGGUAAUGAUAGAGCAAAAUCAAAGCACAAGGACUGUACAGAAUGUGGUGGAAGGGUCAGAGUGCCGGCUGAGCUGCAGUGUGAAAGCUUCUGAGAGCCCCUCCAUUCAGUGGCUUUUUCAGGAUGGAACUAAACUGAAGGCACCUUUUAAUGAGCAAGACAGUAGGUUUUCUGUUCUCAGUAGUGGCCAGCUAAUAAUCAAACCAGUGAGUUACACUGAUGGAGGUGUGUACCACUGCAUUGCCCAAGUGAGAGAUGAUGUGGACAUAAUGGCUUACAGACUCGUUGUGCAGCCUGCAGCUAUUCAGGUAGCUGAUUCAGAUGUAGUGAGAGUUGAAAAAAGUGUUGGAGAUCCAAUAGCUUUGCCAUGCAAUGCAAUUGCCAUCCCAGACCCCCAGUUGAGCUGGAUUCUUCCUAACAAUCAGGUACUCAAUGAUUUAUCAAACUCUUCAAAAGGCUAUAUGCUGCCCAAUGGUACUUUGUUUAUUCCAAGGAGCCAUGUCACUGAUAGUGGCCACUACAGAUGUGUGGCUGUCAAUCAGCAGGGAUCAGAUCAGUUUGUUGUAAGGGUCACAGUAAAUAAAAUGGUGUCUGACAGGUCAUUUAAACGAAUAAGACUAAAGAAGCGCCCGGGCUCAAAAGGUUUAUCAAAAACAAGAGGACAGGUCAUAGAUGAUGGAGAGGGAUCAGGGGCAGGAGGGGUGGAGGAGUUGCCACGAAGAAAGAACCGCCUAAAAGACUGGGAAAUACCUUUUAAACAAAAAAGUGACCGAGUUCCAGAGGCUCAAAUCAAAAAGGGGAAGAAGGGGAGAAAGAAAAUGAAAAUCUGGAAAAGUACAGAUGGAACCCAAGACAGCAAUGUAGCAGAAGGCCGGAGAGUAUUUGAAUCUCGAAGGAGAAUUAAUGUGGCAAGCAAACAGAUUAACCCGCAGCAUUGGGCUGACAUUUUGGCAAAGGUCCGUGGGAAGAAUCUUCCUAGAACAGCAACAGCUACAACCAUCUCUGUAACAACAUCACUGCCAUCAGUCAUGCAGGAAACUACUCCUGCCCCUUAUCCCUUAGCCAGCCCUCCUCCUUCAGAGACAGGAGCUGAUGUGGUGGAUUCCUCUGCUGAUGCAUCACCUGUGGGUGAAGAUGAGCAAUUCUCAGUCACUGUUUCACAGAACACGGAACUGUUUUCAGCCCAGUCUGUAUUAAUAAGGUCAGAAACUGAACCAUUCUCCAACCACAGGGCUUUAGAAACACCUGCAAGUGUAGACACAGUAGAAAUUGCUUUAUCAGGUUCAUAUUUGACUCCUGUCUCUGCAACUCCACAACUGCAAGGGGAGCAGCAUCUUGAUGUCAGGACAGAUGAUUCAGUUGCCCUUACUGAAGAACCUCUAGCCAAACAAAUUGUGACAAACUUUCCUAAUGUUCAGAGCAGUUUAUUCACAGUGGGAAAUAUAGAUAAAACUGUAUCUUCUAUAUCUAAAGGAAAUUCUGCUUAUGCUGAGCUACCACUUGAUGCUACUCUGCUUGCUGAGUCUCAGACUGUCAGUCUUCAUAACACCUUGGAGACAAGCUUGAAGUUCAAUGAGUUGGGCCCAAUUAGUGUUGACACCAUAACUUCGGCACCUUCUCAGUUUGAUGAGAUCAUCCCAACAGAUUCUGUAGGCACUACUACUGUUCCUUCAUCUACUUUUCCAUUUGUUAGAGAAAAGAGCGAUGAUGCAAGAUACCAGCACAAAAAGAUACCCGCAAGUCAUGCAAAAACUACAGACUUCAACAGUUUUCCAGCUGUCACACCCAUCAGGGUUCAGAGCAAAGAGGAGCCUGAAACCCACAGGAAUACAGUGACUCAAGAAAGCACGUCCAGCAGUUAUGCAGACCGUUCUCAGACAGAGGAACGUAGAAACCUGGCUAUUCCAAAACAAGGUCCCAUAUUCAUUUUGCAUAGUGCUAAUGCUCCCCGUAGAACAGCAGAGGGGUUAGAAACAGCUUCUUCCAUCAGUAGAUUCACCACUGUGACCACCACAACUCCUCCAUAUAGAAAGACCAUGCCUUCAGUUAAUACUCAGCAUGGUAGAAAAAGGCCUUAUGGGAGAAGGAGAAGGCCAAACAGAAUCCGACAAAGACCAAAGCCUUUGCCCCGUGUUGUUUUGACCACAGAGGCAAUGCCUAUAAUUCCAAGGACACCUGAAAUUGAACCUGUUACCAAAACUACUUCUGCAAGUCUUGAAAGUCCUGAUCUUAAAAACAUUGAAAUACAGGCUGGGAAAGAUGAGAGUAUGAAAUCCACUCCUUCAUUAACUCCUGAUUUAGGUGUCACAGAGAAAAUUACAAAAAUCAGAGAUGUGCUCACAGCUUUCUCUUUUAGGCCUACUACUUCUCUACCUGAAGCUAAGCUUGUGACAUACCCUACUAGCCCUGAAACCUUGGAACUUCCAGUGACUACACCCAUCACAAUUUUAUCAUCAUAUGCUGUACAUGAUGUGCUUCCCACAAAAGAGUCAAGUGUACCUCUGAGACCAGAGCAAAGUGAAGUGCCAGCAAACCACUCAUUUGACAAUGUCUCUGCAGAGAAAGACACGAAAGUAGAUUCUAAAACUGUGGAUCAUAAGGCAGAACAAUCAAGCGCAACAACUUCUCCUGCAUAUAAGAACAGCUCAAUAAUAUCAACAAAACCAAAAUCUCACGAAGAGCCUAACCUAUUUGACUUAGAAGUUGUGGUUAAUGAAACAACUGCUGGAGCAUUCCAGAUGGCAUAUCCCACUAUGUAUGACUUAAGUAUUCCUGUUGGCACAGUCGAAGUUUUUAAGGACCUCUCAGAUUCAAAGGAGCAAUGGAAGCCCACAGUAUCUAUAGAAACACCAGCAAAAGCUGAGCCACCUCAGCAAUAUGAGACAAUUACUUUAUCCUCUUCUUUCAGCACUGCAGAAACUCAGACUUUUCCAGUUAGAGAGACAAAGACAUCUGUUACUUCCCCGGCUGGGACAGAGCCAUCUUCCUUGGAUAGAAGGGAAUCUAUGUUGCAUGUGUUUCAUCAUUUGCAGACAACUGAAAAGCCUUCUAUUACAACCACUGCUUUUAGUCCGUUUAUAAAACUUGUCACUCUUCUCCCUUCCGUUUCAAGCACUUCACAUCCUUCUCUUCCUUAUACCACCAAGGAGAGUAAUGUCUUUAAUCAAGAAAGGUUCCCGGAAGAAAAACAAGUUGGAGCAGGUAGUGACAAAAUAGCAAUGACUUCAAAACAGAAUGUUCACCCUACUCCUUCCUCUAACCAAAACAGGAUUAGCAUACAGUCAAAGGAAAAGCAAUUCAAAGAGGUGUACAGUAGCAAGUCGAACAACAGUUUACUGCUAAAUCCAGAUCUUCCCCAUCCACCUGCUGGAAUGAUACCAAGCAUAAACCAGAGACUACCUGUUGUGCCUCCAAAGCUCAUUCCAAUAAGAGGCAUGGUGAAGAUUCCUGCAACACAGAGCCCACUUCGCUAUUUUAUAACACAUCAGCCUCUUCACUACACAAACAAACCAGAGAUAACAGCAUAUGCAGCACACACCAUCCAGGACAGAAAAACCUUUGCUUCCCAGAGAGAAACAACUACCCCAACACAAGCCUCUCCAUUUCACAAAACAAAUCCAUUAGCUGAAAGCAAGUUCAGUAAUCAGGGUCAGAACAGAUACAAUAUUAAUUCAAGAUUUUUUGGAAAUAACCAUGUUCCAGAUAACAGAGUCACAUCGGGAAGACUUCCAAGUCAGGGGAUCCCCUAUUACCCUAGUUCCAGAAUACCAUUCCUUUUCAACAGAACAAGGAUAUUUUCUCACUUAAAUAUUCAUCCUAAACCAGAUGUUGAUAGUCAGUUAGUGCCAAAAGACACAAAUGAGAAGAAGGUGGCUCAGGUCUUACCUACUGGGAUUACAGUGCAGAAAGCUACAGCUAUUCCAGUGCUUCCAGUACCACAUGUCACAACAACGACCUCACCACCAGUGAUCUUAAAGAUCACCCCUCCAGCCAUUCUCUCUCAGCACACAAAACCACAAAUAACCACUACAGUUCAUCCUUUUAAAAGUGUCCAUCAUCGUCAUCAAAAAUUUCCAUCUGUUCCUUACAUAGGAGGCAUUAUGCCACACAAUUUGUCUGUAAUUCAGUCUUCCACUAAUUUUAGGAUACAUGGAGAAAGACCUAAAAUUAUCACAAAAGCGUCUCAGAGCAUAUCCAUCCUUGCUGAAACGGAUGCUUUUAUCCCUUGUGAUGCAGUAGGGGAACCCAAGCCUUUUAUUACUUGGACAAAAGUCUCUACAGGAGCUCUAAUGACAGCCAACAGCAAGUUACAAAGGUUUGAAGUCUGGAAAAAUGGUACUCUCCUUAUCCGAAAUGCUCAGCUUCAGGAUCGUGGGCAGUAUUUAUGCACAGCUCAGAACCUGCAUGGCGUUGAUAAAAUGAUUGUUGUGCUCACAGUUGUAGCCCACCAGCCCAAAAUUUUACUUUCCCGCUAUCGAGAUGUCACGGUCUACUUUGGAGAGACCAUAGCAAUGGAAUGUCAGGCUAGUGGGACUCCAAGCCCUCUAAUUUCAUGGAUUUUCCCAGAUAGGAAGAUUUUGCAGACAGUCACAACCACAGAAAGCAGGAUAAUGCUUUAUGAAAAUCGAACCUUGUCCAUCAAGCAAGCAACUUUUUCAGACCGAGGAGUUUACAAAUGUGUAGCAAGCAAUGCUGCAGGAGCUGACAGCAUUGCAGUGAGGCUGCACAUUGCAGCCUUACCGCCCAUCAUCCAGCAGGAAAAGCAAGAGAACAUUUCCUUGCCCCUUGGCAGCAGUAUUAACAUCCACUGCAGUGCCAAAGCAGCACCUUCUCCCAGCAUCCGCUGGGUGGUCUUUGAUGGCAUGCAAAUCCGACCUUCUCAGUUUGUCAAUGGGAAUUUAUUUGUUUUUCCCAAUGGGACUCUUUACAUUCGCAACGUGUCCCCCAAGGACAGCGGGACCUACGAGUGCAUUGCUGCUAACAUGGUGGGAGCUGCCAGGAGAACAGUGCAACUCCACGUGAAGAAGCAUGCAUCCAACGCUAAGAUCACUGGGAGCUCUCCUCAGAGGACAGAUGUGACAUAUGGUGGCAUCCUGCAUUUGGACUGUAGUGCUUCUGGUGACCCUUGGCCUCGGAUAUUAUGGAGGUUGCCUUCCAAAAGGAUGAUUGAUUCCCUUCACAGCACUUUGGAGACUAGAAUCAAAGUAUUCAGCAACGGGACUUUGGUUGUUCAUUCAGUUACAGACAAAGAUGCAGGAGACUAUUUGUGUGUGGCCCGCAAUAAGAUAGGGGAUGACUACGUGGUCCUCAAAGUGAAUGUGAUGAUGAAACCAGCAAAAAUAGAACGUAAGAAUGAGAAUAACCACAAGGUCAAGUACGGAGGGGACCUGAAAGUUGACUGUGUAGCCACAGGUCUGCCAAACCCAGAGAUCUCCUGGGGCCUUCCUGAUGGCAGCAUGAUCAAUACCUUCAUGCAGUCGGAUGACAGCGGCAGCCGGACGAAGCGAUACGUGGUCUUCGAUAAUGGAACCCUGUAUUUCAACGAUGUUGGGCUGAGAGAGGAGGGGGACUACACCUGCUAUGCUGAAAACCAGAUUGGGAAGGAUGAAAUGAAAGUGCGGGUCAAAGUGGUGGCAGAGCCUGCAACCAUCAGGAACAAAACAUACAUCACUGUUAAUGUACCUUACGGCGAUGUUGUCACUGUAGCAUGUGAAGCCAAAGGAGAACCCACUCCCAAAGUGACCUGGCUUUCCCCAACCAACAGGCCUAUCCCUGCCCUGUCUGACAAGUACCAGAUAUACAGAGAUGGCACCCUCCUCAUCCAAAAGGCCCAAAGGUCUGACAGCGGUAACUAUACUUGCGUAGCACGGAACAGUGCCGGAGAAGAUCGGAAGAUCGUUUGGAUCCAUGUUGACGUUCAGGCUCCCAGAAUCAAUGGUCAUCUCAGCGCAAUAACAUCUGUGAGGGAGACAGCCAUCAGAGACAGCCGGAAACUUAUUGACUGCAAAGCUGAGGGCAUCCCUACUCCACGUGUCUUAUGGGCUUUCCCCGAAGGAGUCAUCUUACCGGCCCCCUACUAUGGGAACAGGAUCACUGUGCAUCGCAAUGGUACCUUGGACAUCAGAGGGGUGAGGCAGACAGACGCCGUGCAGCUCGUGUGCAUCGGGCGCAACGAGGGCGGGGAAGCGAGGCUGCUUGUGCAGCUCCUCAUCACAGACCAUGUGGAGAAACCCUCCUUCAGAGACCCUGUCAGUGAAAGGAUCACUGCCAUUGCUGGGCACAGCAUCAAUCUGAACUGCUCAGUACAGGGGAACCCCAAACCCAGCACAAGCUGGAUCCUUCCCAACGGCUCUGAAGUGCUGAGUGGCAGUCACCUGCACAGAUUUUACCAUAAGAGGGAUGGGAUCUUACACAUCAGCAGCUUGUCUGCUGGGGAUGCUGGGACUUACCGCUGUACGGCCAGAAAUGCAGGAGGUUAUGUGGAACGAGUAGUCUUCCUGAAGGUGGGACUCAGGCCAGAAAUCAGCAACCAGUACAACAACCUGGUGAGCAUCAUCAAUGGAGAAACUCUGCAGCUUCAUUGCAUCACCCAGGCAAACCACCGGGCGCAGAUCUCCUGGACCCUGCCCAAUGGCAUGGUUAUGGAUGCCCCCCAGGCUGUGGGUCGCUUUUCCCUGAUGGAGAAUGGCUCACUGACAGUGCGGGAGGCUUCUGUAUUUGACAGGGGCACUUACAUGUGCAAAGUGUCAACAGAGUAUGGCACUUCUGUCAUGACUGUGCCUGUCAUUGUGAUCGCCUAUCCUCCUCGGAUCACCAGUGAGCCAGCACCUGUUGUUUAUGCCAGACCUGGAAAUUCAGUUAAACUGAACUGUAUGGCCAUUGGGAUUCCUAAAGCAGAAAUAACUUGGGAGCUUCCAGAUAAAUCACAUCUGACGACAGGAGCUCAAUCCCGUCUGUAUGGAAACAAAUUCCUCCAUCCUCAGGGGUCAUUAGUCAUCCAGCAGUCCACUCAAAGGGAUGCGGGCUUCUAUAAAUGCACUGCUAAAAAUAUACUAGGCAGUGAUUCCAAAACAACCUACAUACACAUAUUCUAACAUUUUAACAAGUGCCUUUGACUGGAUACUGGUGUUAUCACUGCCAAACGGGUGCAAUGAGAAAAGUACUGCUUGCAACAAUGGCUAAAGAGAGAAAAGAAAAAGGAAUUAAUCUGCAUUUCUUUUGUACUCAAUAUGGUAGUAAGUCUGGAACUAUAACUAACAUGUUGAAAAAGAUCUUCAAAUUGUUAAGACAGUGUAAUGUGGGUUUUCAUGCUAUCCAAUAGCAUCUGAGACUUAAAGUACUCUAUUGUCAAUAGUCCAAAGCUAUUUCUUGUUCUAACAAGCACCUUAAAAGUACCAAAGAAGUAUUAACUGUUAAUAAGUGAGCUGCAGUGAUAGAAGUACUUCAGUCAAACAUAAUUUUCUUUAUACCCUGCAGUGCCUAUACAUAAUCUAGGCUUAUAGAAUAUGAUUAUUAACCUUUCUGUUCAUGCUUCUGUCAGCUCUUCAGAAUCAAAGACUAAAUUAGCAAAUAAGAGUGAUCUAUUUUAAUAAAAAUACAUGCAAAGAUUAGCUAUCUUAACAUAUGAACAUACAUUUGCCAGAUA